AGGGAAAGAGGCGGAGCGGAAGGAGAAGGAAGCAGCGCGAGCCUGUCGUAUAACCGCCGCGUUGGGUGUCGGAGCAGCGCCGUGCGACCCGGACCUCCCAAUUUCGCUCUGCUAAGAGACAGAAGGAAGAAAAACAAUGUGGCUCACCUUUCACCUGGAAAGGUGAAUAUAUAGCUUUCUAAAAAAGAUGGCCGACAAGAGUGGAAAAAUUCUUCCAGGUCCAUUAUACAUUGAAGUUGAAUAUGACUAUGAGUAUGAAGCAAAAGACAAAAGGAUUGUGAUAAAACAAGGGGAGAGAUACAUCUUAGUGAAAAAGACUAAUGAUGACUGGUGGCAAGUUAAAAAGGAUGAAAUUUCCAAGCCCUUCUAUGUGCCAGCACAAUAUGUCAAAGAAGUAACUCGCAAAGCACUAAUGCCACCUAUUAAGCAAUUAGGUGGACUGCCAAACAGCUCUCUAAAAGCUAUGCAUGGCUUACAGAGGUCAACAGAAAAUGUGAAUAAGUCUCCAGAACUUUCUAGUUUUGGAAAAACACCUCCAGUUCAAGUAUCUGGCCUAGUUCGGGAUGCCAAUCAAAAUCUGGGACCAAGCAGUAGCCCAGGACAGAAUACUGGACUGAGCCUGGACCUUGCCCAAAAUAAUGGGAAAUUUUUUGAAUUACAGUUACCCAAAGUUUCCAAUCAGAACAGGACCUUUUCUGUGUCCCACUUUCCUUAUUCUGAAUGUAUGGAAAUAGAAAAGACCAGUUUCUUGCAAGAACAAUCCUGUGACUCAGCCGGAGAAAGCUCAGAAAAAACCCACCAAGAUUCAGAAUCUGGAGAUGAACUUAGCAGCAGUUCCACAGAACAAGUGCAGCCAACAACACCACCAAGCCAAGGAAGGCCAGAUUCACCAGUUUAUGCUAACUUGCAAGAACUGAAAAUAUCUCAAUCUGCACUCCCGCCUUUACCUACGACUCCCCCAAUCCAGAUUAAUGGGGAAUGGGAGACCCAUAAAGAUACAACAGGGCGUUGUUACUAUUACAACAAAGGAACACAGGAGAGAACCUGGAAGCCCCCACGUUGGACUCGGGAUCCAAGCAUAAAUAAAGGAGACUCUCUGAACCAAGUAGAUCAAGAGAGUCUUUCAUCACAAGAAAACUCCCACAGUUGUUGUAACAGCCAGUCAGAUAGUCAGUAUGGUUCUCCUCCCAAAGGGUGGUCAGAAGAGUUGGAUGAACAUGGGCAAAUGCUAUAUACCAGUGACUAUACUAAUGAAAAGUGGAUAAGGCAUGUAGAUGAACAAGGUCGGUCAUACUACUACAAUGCAGAUGGAACCCGAUCAGAAUGGACACUGCCGAAACACAAUGCUUCACCACAACAGCAAAGGGAGAUAAUUAAAAGCAGGAGUCUGGACAGAAGGCUACAAGAACCAAUAGUUUUAACAAAAUGGAGGCACAGCUCAAUUAUGUUGGACACAAAUGACAAGUUGUCAACUAAUUCUUCUGAACCUCUCUUGCAUAAUCCUGCAUAUUUGUUCCCAACACAUCAGGAGCAAGAUUCUCCAAUUGCUUCAAAUGAGUCAUCUCCUUCCUCACCAAAGCAUCAAGCCGUGGACCAAGAGAAGUAUGGAUUAUUAAAUGUAACAAAAAUUACAGAAAAUGGGAAAAAAGUUCGAAAGAAUUGGAUGUCAUCAUGGGCUGUAUUGCAGGGUUACUCAUUAUUGUUCACCAAGACUCAAGGAAGUGGGACUAGUUGGAAGUUUGGGGUCAACCAGUCUAAGCCGGAGUUCACAGUGGAUCUCAGAGGUGGAUUUAUUGAAUGGGCUUCAAAGGAGAAAUCCAGUAAGAAGAACGUGAUUGAGCUGAAAACACGACAAGGGACAGAACUAUUAAUCCAAUCGGAUAAUGAUAUUUCUAUUACUGAAUGGUUUAAAGUUCUCGGUUAUGCUAUCAGUAAUCAGACUAUAGAGUCUGAUGAAGCGUUAGAUGAUGAAGUGCCAGAUUCUCCUGGGGUAGAAAAACAGGACAAAGAAAAGGACCAUAAAGACUCCAAAAAACUUCGCUCAAUAAAGCUAUCUAGCAGCAUUGAUUGUUCAGAACAGAAGAAGACCAAAACAAAACUGAAGAAAUUUUUGACCCGCAGGCCCACAUUACAAGCAGUCCGGGAAAAGGGCUACAUCAAGGAUCAAGUAUUUGGUUGCAAUCUAAGCAGUUUGUGUCAACGAGAAAACAGCACUGUGCCAAAAUUUGUGAAGCUCUGUAUUGAGCACGUUGAAGAACAUGGAUUGGAUGUUGAUGGAUUGUACAGAGUUAGUGGCAAUCUUGCAGUAAUACAGAAGCUAAGAUUUGCAGUUAACCAUGAUGAAAAACUGGACCUGAAUGAUAGCAAAUGGGAAGAUAUCCAUGUCAUUACAGGAGCUCUGAAAAUGUUUUUUAGAGAAUUGCCAGAACCACUAUUCACUUAUAGUCAUUUCAAUGACUUUGUCAAUGCGAUCAAACAAGAGCCUAGACAACGUGUUCAUGCUGUGAAAGAGUUGAUUAAACAGUUGCCAAAGCCAAAUCACGAUACCAUGCAGGUACUCUUCAGACACCUCAAGAGAAUUGUAGAAAAUGGAGAGAAGAACCGAAUGACCUAUCAAAGCAUAGCCAUAGUUUUUGGUCCAACCCUCUUAAAACCGGAGAAAGAGACUUGUAACAUAGCAGUGCACACUGUGUAUCAGAACCAGAUUGUAGAGUUAAUCCUACUGGAAUUGAACUCCAUCUUUGGACGCUGAAUUUCUCCGAUGAAAUUGACCCUAGUAGGAGAAGAACUUGGCUCUGACAGAAACUGCAUCUCUUUUUUACAUGAUGAAUUUGUGGACCAAGCAGCAACCUGAUGUUUUUGCACUUUUGUGGGAGAGGGAAGAGUGUGAUUUAAAAAAAAAAAAAAGCUGAUUUUUUGUGUGUGGAAGCUAUUAAAACUUUGAAAUUCUUUACACUUAAUGUUAUGAAUAUUUUAAGAUUCAUACAUUUUAGUAACACUUAAACUGCAGGUCUAUUAUAGAUGUACACACUGGAUUCCAUGGUGAGAGCAGCUAAGCGUAAAUCUCAGUCUGGAUAAUCUGGAAUAGCAUUUUAAAAUUGGUUUUUAAUAUUAGGUUUGCCACUUGCUUUGGGGAAGUUUAACCCUAUCAACUGACUUGGAAAACCUCCACGGGCAUUUAGUGAAUUAUUACAUGAUAUGCUUACAUGUUAAACCUGUAAGAAAAGUUCUGUAUCUUGUCCACAAGGUUUCUACAUUCAUUUGACAGACUUCAGCAGAUGGUAACAGUGGCCAGUGUAUAUUCCUCACACGAGGUUUGCUUUUAUGUUGUUGUUUUGAUUUUGUUGCACAGACUCUUGCUGGCUCUCUUGAUUGCACACUAGUAUUAUUUCAAACGCAGAACUGGUACACAUAUCCAAGGCUAUACCAUGGUCUGUCAUGAACCAGACCUUUCAACUAAUAAAGUUGUUUUGUUUUUCAGGUUAUGUUUUGGGCUAUACUUUGUUUGCAAUUAAAUCAUAUUUAAACAAUCCUAACUUUGAAGGUUAAUUUUAACAUUGUUCUGAAUUCUUGGUAUGUAUCUGUGGUAGUGAACUUGGAUGUAAAUACAGACUGAAGCCCUAACUUUUUUAAAAAAUAUAUCUAUAUACACUGUUGUAUAGUCUCAGAGUACUUUCUAGCCCUACAUUUCUAAUCAUGUGUAUCAUAUUGUGAUGCCUCAAAUGGUUUCUUGGUUUCCACAGAGAAAUGGGCAACUUGGAAAGAAAAAACC
This is a messenger RNA of Elgaria multicarinata webbii, 3772 nucleotides long. It is a transcript of the gene ARHGAP12, whose product is annotated as Rho GTPase activating protein 12. The transcript has 19 exons. Gene Ontology annotation, molecular function: protein binding. Gene Ontology annotation, cellular component: cytoplasm. Gene Ontology annotation, biological process: signal transduction; regulation of GTPase activity. Lineage: Eukaryota; Metazoa; Chordata; Lepidosauria; Squamata; Anguidae. The coding region runs from base 188 to 2752 and encodes 854 amino acids. The record is from RefSeq and is a predicted model, not a curated record.